UGGGAGUAUGGAGCCUGCAUUCCACAGAGGAGACCUCCUGUUCCUCACAAACCGAAUCGAAGAUCCAAUCAGAGUGGGAGAAAUCGUGGUCUUCAGGAUAGAAGGAAGAGAGAUACCUAUAGUCCAUCGCGUCCUGAAAAUCCAUGAGAAGCAAAACGGUGACAUCAAAUUCCUGACGAAGGGAGACAACAAUGCUGUGGAUGACAGAGGGCUCUACAAACGGGGGCAGCACUGGCUGGAGAAGAAGGACGUCGUAGGACGAGCAAGAGGAUUCGUGCCCUAUAUUGGAAUAGUGACUAUCUUAAUGAAUGAUUAUCCAAAAUUUAAGUAUGCAGUGCUCUUUUUACUGGGUUUAUUUGUGCUGGUCCAUCGAGAGUAGCCUCUUGCACUGAACUAGGAGGUGAAGGUGCCAUGGAUUUUUCUAGAUGAACCUUUUAAGUAGCUGAUGGUCCGACGUGCCGGGAGGAAGAAGAAAACAUGCAUUUCAAAGCUUCUUGCCAGUUUGGGUUUGUUUCGGUUUUUACUGCCUAAGGGCGAAUGUUUGUCACAGUAUUUCCAAUGGUUUGUCACAUUUUAGCCUUUUUAGUGAGUUUUUAUAUUAAAAAUUUGAGCCAAACUGUUCAGUGUUUGUACUUUGAAGCUGAGCUUCCUCUCCAAGUGCCUCUGGGACUGUGUCCUCUGUGUGUGCCUCGCUGGGCCUGGUGCCCUCUGCUUAUGCUGACUGAACUGUCCAGCACUGAGCUGUGGCCAUGGUGAUUGUUUUCCAAUUCAGAACUGGAAUAAAGAUUUUGCCUCUCGCC
This is a messenger RNA of Acanthisitta chloris (rifleman), 800 nucleotides long. RefSeq names its product SEC11 homolog A (S. cerevisiae) (gene SEC11A). Gene Ontology annotation, cellular component: membrane; signal peptidase complex. Gene Ontology annotation, molecular function: serine-type endopeptidase activity. The record is from RefSeq and is a predicted model, not a curated record. The annotation marks the transcript as partial. The transcript has 4 exons. NCBI's taxonomy places the organism in Eukaryota, Metazoa, Chordata, Aves, Passeriformes, Acanthisittidae.